AUGGAGUCCCACUCGUGGGCUGGACUUCAAAGUAAAGCAAAUGAGAUUGAGCAGGGUCCCACAGGAAAACCAGGUCUGCCAGGAAUGCCUGGAGCUGAUGGCCCUCCUGGUCACCCAGGAAAGGAGGGGCCUUCUGGCACCAAAGGAAACCAGGGUCCAAACGGUCCUCAGGGAUCUAUCGGCUAUCCUGGUCCUCGUGGCGUCAAACACAACUCUAACAGUCAAGGUAUCCGUGGACUGAAGGGCCACAAGGGAGAGAAGGGAGAAGACGGUUUCCCUGGAAUAAAGGGAGAUUUCGGUUCAAAGGGAGAGAGGGGAGAGCUUGGAGUCUCAGGGCCCAGAGGAGAGGAUGGUCCAGAGGGGCCAAAGGGUCGUGUUGGACCCCCUGGUGAGCUCGGGCCACUUGGAUUGGUCGGAGAGAAGGGUAAACUUGGUGUGCCUGGACUUCCUGGAUAUCCUGGAAGACUAGGACCAAAGGGAUCUCUUGGAUUCCCAGGAUUCCCUGGGUCAAAUGGCGAGAAGGGAACAAGGGGUCUUAGCGGCAAAGCAGGGCCCAGAGGACAAAGAGGACCCACGGGCCCCAGAGGGCAGAGAGGACCGAGGGGCUCCACUGGGAAAUCAGGAGCAAAGGGAACAUCAGGAAGUGACGGCCCUUCUGGUCCACUUGGAGAGGAGGGUGGAAACCGUGGAUUGCCCGGGCCUCAGGGAGCCAACGGUUUCCCAGGACCAAAAGGACCUCCUGGACCCCCAGGAAAGGACGGGCUGCCUGGACACCCUGGGCAGAGAGGAGAAGUUGGUUUCCAAGGUAAAAUGGGUCCACCUGGGCCUCCUGGAGUUGUUGGACCUCAGGUAAGGGAUGAGCGUGGCCACCCUGGACCCCCAGGUCCACCUGGAGAGCAGGGACUUUCUGGUCCCUCAGGAAAGGAAGGUACCAAAGGAGACCCUGGACCCCCCGGAGGGCCUGGGAAAGAUGGGCCACCAGGACUGAGAGGCUUCCCUGGAGAGAGAGGACUUCCUGGAACCCCUGGAGGUGGAGGACUGAAGGGAAGUGAAGGACCUGCUGGACCCCCUGGACCUGCUGGAUCUCCUGGUGAGAGGGGUCUAGCUGGUACUGCUGGACCUGUUGGACCUCCUGGCAGACCAGGCCCUCAGGGGCCUCCUGGACCUUCUGGAGAGAAGGGAGUUCCUGGUGAAAAAGGCCCUAUUGGCCCAGCAGGUCGUGAUGGAGUGCAGGGUCCUGUGGGUCUGCCUGGCCCUGCUGGAUCACCUGGAGUACCAGGAGAGGACGGAGACAAGGGUGAAGUUGGAGAGCAUGGUCAGAAGGGCGCCAAGGGAGGUAAAGGAGAACAUGGUCCUCCUGGUCCACCCGGGCCAAUGGGUCCUGUUGGUCAGCCUGGACCUGCUGGUGCUGAUGGAGAGCUUGGAGCCAGGGGCCAGCAGGGACCUUUUGGAUCCAAAGGUGACGAAGGUACCAGAGGAUUCCCAGGAGCCCCAGGACCCAUCGGACUGCAGGGAUUGCCAGGAACUUCAGGUGAGAAGGGAGAGACUGGAGAUGUUGGACCCCUGGGUCCACCUGGACCUCCAGGCCCCCGUGGCCCUGCUGGACCCAACGGUGCUGACGGUCCUCAAGGUCCUCCUGGUGGUUUGGGUAACCCUGGCCCUCUUGGAGAGAAGGGAGAGCCCGGUGAGGGAGGACCACCUGGAAUUGGAGGAGAGCCAGGAAAGAAGGGUCCUCGUGGAGAGCGCGGAGAGAAGGGAGAAUCUGGACAACCUGGAACUGCUGGACCUGCUGGAGGCCGAGGACGACCUGGAGACGACGGACCCAAAGGAAAUCCUGGUCCUGUUGGUUUCCCAGGGGAUCCUGGUCCCCCUGGUGAGGUUGGACCCAGAGGCCAAGAUGGUGCAAAGGGAGAGAGAGGAGAAGAUGGCGAACAAGGAGAAUCUGGCUCCCCUGGACCCCCUGGUGAGAACGGCUCUACCGGCCCUCCAGGAAAGAGGGGUCCUGCUGGAACGAGAGGACCAGAGGGACGUCAGGGAGAGAAGGGAACCAAGGGAGAAACAGGUGCUGUUGGACCCCCAGGAAAAACUGGACCUGUUGGUCCCCAGGGUGUACCAGGAAAACCAGGAACAGAGGGUCUCCGAGGACUUCCAGGAUCAGUGGGUGAGCAAGGAUCUCCUGGACCUUCUGGACAGAAAGGACCACCUGGACCUCUCGGACCUCCUGGUUUGCCUGGCCUGCGUGGAGAACCCGGUUCCAAGGGAGAGAAAGGACACCCAGGUCUUAUCGGUCUCAUUGGCCCAGGAGAGCAGGGAGAGAAGGGAGACAGAGGUAUGCCUGGCCCUCAUGGAACCUCCGGACCAAAAGGAGAGUCUGGAAUGGCUGGAGGAACUGGACCCCUCGGCCCUGCUGGUCCUGCUGGUCUGCCAGGUCCUCAAGGUGUUAAAGGAGCCAAGGGUUCUUCUGGAGGAUCUGGUCCUAAGGGAGAAAAGGGAGUACAAGGACCUCCUGGACCUCCUGGCCCACCAGGUGAGGUCAUCCAGCCCCUGCCCAUCCAGAGGAGCCCCAAGUCCAAGCGCUCCAUCGACGCCAGCCAGCUGCUCCCAGAGAGCGACUCAGACAUGCCUGCAUCCGACGCCACUGGCACUGAGUUCCUGAUGGGCAGUGAAGGCAUGGAGGAGAUCUUUGGCUCUCUCAACUCACUGCGACAGGAGAUUGAGACCAUGCGAUUCCCACUGGGUACCCAGGACAGCCCUGCUCGCACCUGCCAAGACCUGCACCUCAGCCAGCCAGACCUCAAAGACGGAGAGUACUGGAUUGACCCCAACCAGGGCUGCUCCAGGGAUGCCUUCAAGGUUUUCUGUAAUUUCACUAAUGGAGCAGAGACAUGCCUGUAUCCCAGCAUCAAUACGGUAAAGAUGAGCUCCUGGGACAAAGAGACUCCAGGAUCCUGGUACAGUCAGUUCUCCACUGGCAGCAAGUUCUCCUAUGUGGACUCUAAUGGCGAGCCUGUGGGCGUGGUCCAGCUCGGCUUCCUGCGUCUCCUGAGCAUCCAGGCCCGCCAGAACCUCACCUACCACUGCCAUCGCUCGGUGGCCUGGGCCGACCGAAGCGCCAAGAACAGCUACAACAGAGCGCUGCACUUCCAGGGCGCCAACGAGGAGGAUCUGAGCUACGAGACCAACCCUUACAUCAAGGCCUUGGUGGACGGCUGCUCUUAUCGUAAGGGCUUCGAUAGGACAGUGCUGGAAAUCAACACGCCACAAGUGGAGCAUCUUCCUCUGCGGGAUAUUAAGGUGUCAGACUUUGGGGAGAGCAACCAGCAGUUUGGCUUUGAAGUGGGACCUGUCUGUUUCCAAGGCUAAAAACACACACAUCCUGAGCGGAACAACACUACAAACACUCACACACAUGCACUUAGAGACACAUUGAUAUAAAAACACAUACAUGCCCAGUAAUUUGUAAAUUAACUUGUAAAUGAUAUGAAAACACACACACAUACACACACUGAGAUACACAGAUGCGGUUGUGGGACAAACAAGCGCUCACACUCAAGUACGUGCCUGGGAAACUCAACAUCGUCCCAACCAAUAAUGGACGUCAAAAAUAAGUCAAGAGGAGAGAAAUAAAAACUCGCAGAGAGGAGAUCAUCGUUUGGGCGCACCACAGCAAGAAAGGAAGAAAGAAGCCAGGAGAGAGUGUUUCUGAAGAAUGAAACAGUGUUGUUUUACCAGCAGCCAAAGAGGCCGGCCUGAGACAGAGAACAAGCCGGCGACAUCUGAAGCCCCUUGUCUCCGAUCCCCCUCUCACUCCUCUCUCCUCCCCACGGUCUCCCCCUUUUUUUAUCCACUCAUCCCACUUGCUCUACCUCCUGCUUCCUCCUUCUAAAAAAAAAGGGUCACACUCGGACUUUAUCUGCAUUUCUUUAAUCUCACGUUCACACUGCGGGCAACAUGGUUGACAGUCACUCUUUUCAGACUGAAGAGCGGUGCAACAUAUGAGGCUGAAUGCAUCCGUACGGUUUGAAAAGUUAGUUUCGGUUCACAGCUUUGGUGUUAAAUGCUUCAGUCAAUUGAGAAUUGAAUGUUUUGAAUCAACUUUCUUCUCUAAGCCAGCACUCCCACUCAUGAACCUAAAAGAAACCUGCAGGCGCCAAACUUUGGAAGUAAAAUGACGGCCAGUGGUCAGUUCAAAUCUUCUUUACGGGCUCAGUCAUCUAGCUGUCUAUUUCUGUGACAUGUGUGUAAACACUCAGUGACUUGUCAAUCGUGUUGCUCACAUUGGAAACACUUUUUAACUCACAGCUCUUUUCUUAUUGUAUCAAAAGGAACCAAAGAAAUAAAGCCACCAGUUUCCUCCCAGAAUGAAGAGGGAACCAACCGAAGGAUGCCAUGCUUGUUAGAUUGAAGUUUUUCUUUUGUUACAGCGGCUUCUCUUUAUGAUUAUCUUUCAGUGUCAUUAAAAACACUCUAUAAAUGUGAUUCACAGCUCAUACUAAUGGUUGAAAAAUCUUUCUGGUGUGAUGCAGCAAGGAUUGUAGAGUCCAGUGAGAAGCAGGAGUUAUUCUUUGUUAGACCUGUUUCCUUUGAGAGCAGCAGAAACUCUCUUUGAAUUGUUGGUUUGUUACGCAGGACAAAACUUGCUGCGUGCAGUGAGGCAAAAUAAAGAUGUGUGGAAACCUUGGUCAGGGAAUUAAAUAGCCAUUGUUUUUGUAAGCUGUGCUACGCCUGAUGCUGUUGUACUUACAUGCUACUUGUGCCUUUUAAACGGCUGAUUGGUCUUUAAAUCAAGGAUCAGGCUAUGAGGGUCUCCAUCCCACACCAGUCUAGCAUUUACUGAGUCACUUUCUGGGUACUUUGAUUUUUUUUAAAUCCAAAACAUGUUUUCUGAUUAUCAGAACCUCGUCAGGGUUUAAAUAUGUACCUGGGAGCCCUCUCCCAUCUUUGUUCUCCUACAGCAGUGAAUUAAAUGCAUGCAGAAACUGUGUGGCAAGGUGCUAAUUAUACCAAAGUAUACAAGUUGUAGUAUUCACUUUCCACCCCUCCUUCACUCUCUUUAGUCUCUUUUAUAAUUUCAUGAAGCUUUUUUACUGGGGAAAAUGUGCAUUACAUUCCAUUUGUACAGAAAUAGUGAUAUUCUAUUGUAUUUAUUUAAAACAAACAGGGUGCUAUGAGAUAAAAAAAGACCACCAAAUAUUCACGUCAAAUGUGGUAUAUUUCAUUUGUAUUUAUUUCCUGUAGCUGACACUCAAGUGUUCAAGUGACUAGAGUGACUUACAUGUUCAACUAUCUUCCAGCUUGAGCUAAGGUGCUUCUGUUCACGCCCUGUCCAAACUCCUCCUGUAGAACCAAAGAAUCUGUGGCCAUAUUUGAUUGUAAUAUCCCUUUUUUUAGUGUUUUCAUCAACUGUACUGUGCUGUUCAAUUUUGCUUCCACUGUAAUGAUUAAAUGGUGACUCUCCA
Messenger RNA from Labrus bergylta (ballan wrasse), 5459 nucleotides. NCBI's taxonomy places the organism in Eukaryota, Metazoa, Chordata, Actinopteri, Labriformes, Labridae. The record is from RefSeq and is a predicted model, not a curated record.